AUUCUACAAGCGUUCAGCUUACAUCGAGUCCACUUUCACGAAGACUACGCGCUUCAGUCUUCUAUACCAACCCAACCCUGCUAAGGUAGAUAGAAUACCAUCUCUCAAUGACGUCCCAAGAAGCCGAACCCGAGCCCAGCCCCAACUCCACCUUCUUCAAACACCAUCAAGCAUCAACCCUCCCCUCUCCAGCCAAAGUACGAUCCACCAACAAAGCAACAAACAACCCCCACAGCACAAGCUUCAACAGACCCCCGCCAGUCAAGUUUCCGUCGUUGGGGCUAAUCGUCAAAUACGGAGCCGACGUAACCGUCACAGAGGCACGGACCCAACAGCUGGUGUACGAGCGGUUGAGCGGCGUAGUACCUGUUCCGGAGGUGUUCGGGUGGACGGAAGAUGGGGAGCAGGUGUUUAUCUAUAUGGCUUUGGUAGAGGGUGAGACGCUGGAGAAACGAUGGGGUGUUUUGAACGAAGAAGAGAGAGAGGCUAUCUGUAAAGAGCUCAAUGGGAUGGUCAAGGCCUGGAGGUCGCUGGAAUACCCCGACCAGGGUCUUUACGUAGGUAGCCUAAACAACCACCCCCUAAACGACAUCUUCCUCCAUGAUCACCGCAACCUAGCCGGACCCUUCCACGACUUCAACGCCGUGCAGGAAUUUCACAACGGCUGCGACAUCGAGAUCGACGGACGGGAUAUCCCCGCAGUCUUCACACACGCCGACCUCGUACCCCCCAAUAUCAUUUUAUCACCGGGGCCAAACCCAACAGUAGCUGCUGUCAUUGACUAGGGCCAGGCGGGGUGGUAUCCGUCUUACUGGGAGUAUUGUAAGGCGAGGCGGGUGAGGCCGAGUCCGGGGGAUUUUAGUGAGGAGAUGGAGGGGGAGUGGUGGGGGAAGUAUGUGCCGCGUAUUGUGGAUGCUGUUGGUGUUGGUGAGGAGGGUGUGUAUCAUCCUUGGCUGUGGUUUGUGCUGUCUAAGGGGAUCUAGGUAUGUAGUUGUGGUAGAUGGGGAAUAUAGCUUAUGGUUUUUUAUGUAUAGUGUGGCUUUUGGGUCAUGGGCAUGUGUGGUCGUGGUGAUCUCAAUA
Aspergillus campestris IBT 28561 is the source of this 1080-nucleotide messenger RNA. RefSeq names its product phosphotransferase family protein. The transcript has 2 exons. The record is from RefSeq and is a predicted model, not a curated record. Bases 108 to 785 code for a protein of 225 amino acids. NCBI's taxonomy places the organism in Eukaryota, Fungi, Ascomycota, Eurotiomycetes, Eurotiales, Aspergillaceae.